GACAGCUCGGCUUGUCAGCUUGUUAGUAAGGGGGUAAUGUAGAAUAUUGWAAUGAAUCCYGUAGUGUGCUGAGUUCUAGUCGGAUUUUCUAGCCUUUGCGCGAAGCCACCGWUUUGUGCUCUACAAAUCCACAGCCUUCGAAUUACCAGCUGCAUUGGUUCAUCUUUAUCUGCAUUGCYGAAUAAAAAUAUGACUAGYCAUAAUAGAGAGAUUUUCAAUGAAGCACAAGAGUUCUGGAGGAAUGGACACGUUGGGUUUGCCGAGUAUUCUAAGUUUGUACGUGAGAACAGCAAUCCAAGGCGCAGUCAGUAUAUAAUAUCAUCGUUUCCUUCAGGCAACACUCUAGAGCUCUCGGACAGUGACUCUGAAGUUGAAUACUUCGAAGCUAUAGAAAUUCCACUUCUUCCCAAGCGACGAAGAAGCCGAACAAACUUUGAUUCAUGGCAAGUUGACGAGCUGGAAAAAGUCUUUAAAACAACACAAUACCCUGAUGUAUUCACGAGGGAGGCACUGGCUUUAAAACUAGAUCUAUUGGAGUCUCGAAUUCAGGUUUGGUUUCAAAACCGUCGAGCCAGGAAAAGAAGGGAAGAAAAAACAAAAUCAGCGCCUGGGAGAAGAAAGAAGACCGAAACAGAAAAAUAUAACCGCAACUAUCUGGUGUCACAACUAAAUCGCUCUGCUAAGAAGGCUCAAAACAAAACCACAAAAAAUAUCGAUGCUGCAAAGCGCCAGUCAUCGCAAUCACACUCCAAAUCCUUCUCAAUCGAAAGUAUUUUGUCGCGAAAGGAUCCGCCAAAGGAGCGACUGUCCACUGUUGCAAUUCUUUCAAACUUGGUAGAUGAGAUUCCAGUUGGCAAUGAAGAGUUAAGUGACAACGAAGACACUCUUCCUGGAACAUCGCCUGGCAACUUGAUAACCUCGCCCAGUAACCCAACUACUUCACCUAGCAACACACCCGCGUCUCCUAGUAACUUUAGAACGUCUCUUAGUAACUUGAGCAUGUCUUCCAGUAACUCAAGUACGUCUUCUAGCUACUCAUGCACCUCGCCUAGUAACUCAAGUUCAUCGUUAAGUAGCUCAAGUGUGUUACCUAGCAACUUAAAUGUUUCCGUAUCUACCGCCUUAAUUUUGUCGCCUAGCAACUCAAGAAUUUCAUCUGGUAGUUCUGACACAUCGUGUCCUAGCAAUGAGCCCAUAUCACCUAGCAACUCAAGUACGUCACCUAGCAACUCUAGCAUGUCGCCUAACAACUUUAGCAAGUCGCCUAGCAACUCAAACACGUCACUUAGCAACUCUAGCAUKUCGCCUAACAACUUUAGCAAGUCGCCUAGCAACUCAAACACGUCACUUAGCAACUCAAGCACACCUAGCUGCAGCAAAAUACCGUCUUCUGAUAGCUCAUAUAGCGAGAAUAUUAAUGAUAUAUCCCAUGUACUGCGCAUGAGCACAACCUCUGACAUGGAGGCUCAAAGACAAAGUGAAGACCAAAAAGAAGGAGAAAAUAAAGAAGAAAGAAAUUUUCGUAGUGUUGUUAUUCCUAGCUUUCCACAGAGGAGAUUAGUCCUUAAUGAGAGAGAAAAUCAUUCAGUCAUUAGGAGAAAUCCAUCAUAUUCGACAUCGACGCCUCGCAACGAUGAUUUAAUUGUAUGCGUGGCGCCAUUUGGGACGGUAAUGCGACAAUAUUUUCAUGGUGAAGACGCCUCGUCCCAUCUCGACAGACACUCCACACAUCUACGUGUAAUCACGAGGAAUCCAAGAAAUGAGCCCGCAAGCUUAGCCAACACUUUACGCAAUUCCAGUCACGGAGCAUGCACAGAUGACGACUUUGAAAAUUUUCGAACGACUAGUAUUCUGACGUUGAGGAAUCGUGCCGAGAAACACGUUCAAAGACUGAAUGUCUGUUAAUGUUGCAUUCAUUAUUAUUCAAUAUUACUUAUAUUGUUCGUGUUUGUAUAUAUAAAUCCUUUUAACAUGCGGGAUUCCUGUGGUGAAUAUCUGGCAUGGUAUUAAUAGCGGGCUUCCUGUGGUUGAGUACUGACGCGCGAAGAGUACGAGUCGUGAUAGUCUAGUACUACUAUUUACGUUACCAGUUCUUUUCACGCGUAGCACAGAGACCUCAACAGSGUUACAUCAGCGUCGYACAACAGAUUAUGAAAAAGCACAAUAUGCCAACAGACUCUUGCGCGAAGACCUCACCAGUCUUACCAAAAACACAAAUGAAUGCAAGAAAAAUUGAAAUCUGGGAAGUUUAAGUGGUUACUUUAUGAGAGAAUUUUUUGCGGCUUCUUUUGUACAAUCGUCCAAAUUUCCCCUUCUCUUGCACAAGAGUGAAUGUAGGGGGUGCUACAUGGGUUAUACAAUGUUUCCCAAUUGCAACAGUAAAAGAUUUGAAAUUUCCUCUUUAAAUAAAUUGUAUGAUACUCCAA
Messenger RNA from Exaiptasia diaphana, 2426 nucleotides. RefSeq lists its product as uncharacterized. The coding region runs from base 190 to 1905 and encodes 571 amino acids. Lineage: Eukaryota; Metazoa; Cnidaria; Anthozoa; Actiniaria; Aiptasiidae. Gene Ontology annotation, biological process: regulation of DNA-templated transcription. Gene Ontology annotation, molecular function: DNA-binding transcription factor activity, RNA polymerase II-specific; sequence-specific double-stranded DNA binding. The transcript has 3 exons. The record is from RefSeq and is a predicted model, not a curated record.